CCGGGACCGUAGCGCCGGCCGCCUAGGUAACGCGCGGGCCGCGUGGGAACCGUCGCCGCCGCCGCUGUUGUCGCCAUGAAGAUCGAGGAGGUGAAGAGCACGUCGAAGACGCAGCGCAUCGCGGCGCACAGCCAUGUCAAGGGGCUCGGCCUGGACGACAGCGGCGCCGCCAAGCCCGCGGGCGCCGGGCUCGUGGGGCAGGAGAACGCGCGCGAGGCCUGCGGCGUGAUAGUGGAAUUGAUCAAAAGCAAGAAGAUGGCUGGCAGAGCCGUGCUGUUGGCAGGACCGCCCGGCACCGGCAAGACUGCUUUGGCGCUGGCUAUUGCUCAAGAAUUGGGAAGUAAGGUUCCCUUUUGUCCUAUGGUUGGAAGCGAGGUCUACUCAACUGAGAUAAAAAAGACAGAAGUCCUGAUGGAAAACUUCAGAAGGGCGAUUGGGCUGAGAAUUAAAGAAACCAAGGAGGUUUAUGAAGGUGAAGUCACAGAGUUAACUCCGUGUGAGACUGAAAAUCCUAUGGGAGGAUAUGGGAAAACGAUUAGCCAUGUAAUUAUAGGACUCAAAACAGCUAAAGGAACCAAGCAAUUAAAGCUGGACCCCAGUAUCUUUGAAAGUUUGCAGAAGGAGAGAGUGGAAGCAGGGGAUGUGAUUUACAUUGAAGCAAACAGUGGAGCUGUCAAGAGGCAAGGCAGGUGUGAUACUUAUGCCACAGAAUUUGACCUUGAAGCUGAGGAGUACGUCCCCUUGCCAAAGGGUGAUGUCCACAAGAAAAAAGAAAUUAUUCAGGAUGUCACCCUGCAUGACCUGGAUGUGGCCAAUGCUAGACCUCAGGGUGGGCAGGACAUCCUUUCCAUGAUGGGACAGUUGAUGAAACCCAAGAAAACAGAAAUCACAGACAAGCUUCGAGGGGAGAUCAACAAGGUGGUGAAUAAAUACAUUGAUCAAGGCAUUGCAGAGCUGGUUCCAGGUGUGCUCUUUGUAGAUGAGGUUCACAUGCUGGAUAUUGAAUGUUUCACAUAUCUGCAUCGAGCACUGGAAUCAUCUAUCUCACCCAUCGUCAUCUUUGCUUCCAACCGAGGGAACUGCAUUAUCAGAGGCACAGAGGAUGUAGUUUCCCCUCAUGGAAUACCACUGGACCUUCUCGACAGGGUAAUGAUUAUUCGAACCAUGCUGUACACGCCACAGGAAAUGAAACAGAUCAUAAAACUUCGUGCCCAGACAGAGGGAAUUAAUAUUAGUGAGGAAGCCCUAAACCAUCUAGGAGAAAUUGGUACCAAGACAACCUUAAGGUAUGCUGUGCAGUUACUGACCCCAGCUAACCUGCUCGCCAAGAUUAAUGGGAAAGACAGCAUUGAGAAGGAGCACAUCGAAGAAAUAAAUGAACUUUUCUAUGAUGCCAAAUCCUCCGCAAAAAUCCUGGCUGAUCAACAAGAAAAGUAUAUGAAGUGAAGUAGCUUGUUGCAUGGCUUUUAACCCUUUCCAAGAGUUUGGUUAAUUAUUUCAAAGAAAAUGUUCAUGGUUAAUCUCUAUUGGAACAGAAAAUAAUUGAAAUACAAGUGAAAAUAUUUCAUCAAGACAGUUGGCUGUUCAGUAUUCAUCCUGUGCUGGCAAGCAAUAAAAUCCUUCCUGAUGCCUACAAUGUCUUGGUCUCCCUCAUAUUAUGAGUAUAAAAGAAAUAGAUAUACAUGCCCAUUGUUUUGUUUGUCCUUUAGAUUUGGUUACAAAAGUACUCUUGACAGAAGCUGAUGCUUGAUAACUUUAUUUUCUUUAUGAACUUUUGUUUUAAAAUAGUGUGGA
Messenger RNA from Gavialis gangeticus (Gharial), 1794 nucleotides. RefSeq names its product RuvB like AAA ATPase 1 (gene RUVBL1). The coding region runs from base 76 to 1446 and encodes 456 amino acids. The transcript is spliced from 11 exons. Gene Ontology annotation, cellular component: Ino80 complex; Swr1 complex; NuA4 histone acetyltransferase complex. Gene Ontology annotation, molecular function: ATP hydrolysis activity; ATP binding; DNA helicase activity. NCBI's taxonomy places the organism in Eukaryota, Metazoa, Chordata, Crocodylia, Gavialidae. Gene Ontology annotation, biological process: regulation of transcription by RNA polymerase II; box C/D snoRNP assembly; chromatin remodeling. The record is from RefSeq and is a predicted model, not a curated record.